GAAACAGUCGGCUAACCAUACUGUUGAAAGAACGACAGCCAGCUAACACAAAUGGAGAUGGAGUACCCAGUCCUAAAGAGACCCAAGAGGAAGCUCUGUUACAUUACUGACAAUGAAAGCCCAGCUAAGCACUGGGAAGACUUCUGAUUCAGAAAUACACCAGAAUAAGAGUGAGGACUCGGUCCCCCCAGAGCGACAGCUGAUAAAAAAACCUCCAGGACACCAAUUAGUAAUGGGAGAUGAUGGAGAUGUCUUGCAUCCUGCAAGUACUGAACUGGAUAUCGAUUUGGACAUCCCCUUUAAAGGACAUCACCCAGUAAAGACUUCCAGUCCAGCAGAACAAAGUUUGGCUGCUGAAGAAGAAAAGCAGGACGAUGAAAAAGCACAAGUUGUGUCCCCAAUUCUUUUUAUGUGUGAAUAUGAAGGAAUAGAAGAGGUGAAGAAAGACUCUCUACCCACCCAGAAUCCCCAGUGUAAUGGACAAGUCACAGAGGAGAACGGCGAGUCUGGAUUGGAGUCUCCCCCAAGCAAGAUUGAUUUAACAAAGAUAUCUGGCCACAAGAAGGAGAUUGAAUUACAAGGGAGUCAAGAAAGCACACAGCCAGCUGUUCAAACAGUGAGCCGGAAGCCUGAAGUCGCAGCUCCUGUGGCAUCCACACGAGCGGGAAAAGAUAUGACAGCUUUUCUGCAGAAACUGAAACAUGCAGCACAGUCAAAACCUUUCAGUUCUGGGAAGAAACAAGUCAAAGUACCCACUCCUCCCCCUGAACCAGAGGAUGAUUUUAUGAUCCUAGAAGAUGAUACACCUCUGUGGUUUUCCAUCCCAAGUAAAAGUGCUGCCAGUAAGAAACAAAGUCACAGCAGAAUUCCCAGCACAGACAAAGACAGCUCAGAUAAGAGGACAAAGGAUAGAUCACUGGAGAUGCCAGAGCCACAGCAGGAAAAAGAAAAGUCAAAAAGUAAAUUGGAAGAUCAGCCUGUUGAUCAGAAAAUUAAGAAGAAAACGAAGAAAGAGAAGAACAGUGAGGAGACUGGGCCUAGAAAUGAGGAAAAUAAGCUUCCUGCUCCUCAAGAUGCUCCUGCGGGUGACUUAUUGGUUCAAGAAGAGCCAGUAAAAAGAAGAAAAAGGAAAGCAAGUAAGUCUGCUGAAACAAAGAAACAAAAGUCUUCAAAAGAUGGUAAAGAAAAUACCAAGACACAGAAGGCUGACUCGUUAAAGGCGAGCAGGAAAGAGCUGCAGGGAGAACCUACUGUUAAGGAUGUUGAUGAGCAGACCAGUGACAAGCACAGAGAUACUGAAGACAUAGUUUCUACUGUUGACAAAGAAGCUAUGAAUUGUGAAACAGACGGACAGGUGAAACAAAACAACCAGUCAGUUGUUUCUAAAGGGACUUCAUCUGAAGACUGUCAGGUUCUCGGGAAAAGGAAAAGGAAAUCGACAGGAGAGUGGUGGUUGAGUUGCCCUCAGAGCACAGAGGAAGCGGACAACAGCCAGCAGGCCACGCAAAAGAAGUCCAAACAGAAACCUAAAGACUCCAGCGAAGCAGUUCCUUCACCUGCAAAAGCAAAGAAAGACAAAGCCUCAAAGAAAAGAAAUCAGAAACGGCUUAAAGUGUUGCCCAGUCAGGAGACGAGUGAGUUUAAAAAAAGGAAAACAAAACAGAGCGAAAAAGGAAAUAAACAAGGAGAAAAGUUAGACAAGAUGAAAGCAAUUGAUAAAGAUUUAGUAACGGCUGAGCCGGAGCUUGCCGACGAGCCGGAGCAGCAGGAGGUCCCGGAUCAAGAAUUGGACCAGGAGUCUAGCCCUUUGGUCUUUACUCAGAGGGACCACAGCCUUAACUCAGGAAAUAAGAUAUUUCAGAAAGUAUAUCAGCACGAUUCUACUGGAAAACUGUCAGCCACACCAAAAGCGCCCGUGUCGCAAAGUCGACCUAAGGAGCGGCUCACGGAAGCAGAUUCAGCCAAACGGAGAAGGAGAGCCCCGGGCGAUUGGUGGCUUGUCAACAACGUAGCUGAAGAUUUGGAGAACGUGUCCUCAAAGCCUCAGCAGCUUCAUCCCAAGAGGCCCGAACCUAAAAAAGAAAGGAAGAAACAGUCUAAACAGAGCAAAUCUCCCAGACUCGGUGUUCCCAAAAAUGGCAACACGGCAGUCUCAUUAAAACCUCUAGGAGGAGCUCCAGUGCCUCCUUUGACAGCAAAGUCACCGAUCACUCCUAAGACUGUCAAACGCUCUCUGGCAACAUUUAGAGACAUUUUUGCUUCAGUCAUAGAGUCUUCGACUGUGGACAGACGUCAGACUAACAGAUGUAAUGUCAGAUCACGUCCGUCUGAGGAAAUCUGUGUAGCAGGCAGUAACACUCAUGCAGCUGACAACAGCCCAGACAACCAGGAGACCACACGAGACAGCAGGUCACAAGUCCACAGGAGUGGACCGUCCUCCAUGAUUGAGCUGGAAGACUAUGAAGACGCUGACAGCAUAAUUUUGCCGUCAUCCAGGAGCACAGUUCUGCUCUCUGCUUCAGAUCUUUGUGCCCCUCCCCUCAAGCCGCUGAUCUUACAGCGGAAGGAUAUGGCCAACCUGGCUGAGUGGUUUAGGAGCCUCUGGUUGGCUACACCAGAAGGCGAUCCUGGUGUCACUCCAGACCAGUUUGACUGGUACUUCUAUAAAGACAGAGCUAUGGGCCUCCAAGAGGACGUGAGCACCAACUCCUUCUGUAGUGGAAAGCUGCUGCUGGGAUCCCUCAUGAAGAAGCCUCUCUGGGUGGACCACAGUGCUACAACAGUUUUUAACUUACUAACCAGCUCAGUGAGUGUGACCAUCGAUGGCUGUGAGUCAUGCUUCAGUCCUGGAAAAUCUUUUGUGGUGGAGUCUGGACAUGCAUACGCCAUCAAGAAUCUGACUGCGCAGCCUGCGGUUCUGUACUUCACCAGAAUGUUAGUUGAAACUGUAAACUGAUGCAUUGUGAAAAUGUAAAUAGAAAAUUGGCUGUAAUUUUUUUUUCCUAAGACUUACUUCAGUUUAUGAUUCUAGGAAAUAAAACUGAAAGAAAAUGUUGGUAAAAAUGUAAAAUAUUUGAAUAAAGUUUGCUUUUAAAUACCGUA
Messenger RNA from Maylandia zebra (zebra mbuna), 3102 nucleotides. The record is from RefSeq and is a predicted model, not a curated record. Lineage: Eukaryota; Metazoa; Chordata; Actinopteri; Cichliformes; Cichlidae.